AGAGACGAACAGUAAGUGUAUCUAUCCCCUUCCGCAGAGAGAAAUGGAGGAUUGUGCCGAGAAAACCAUAUAUUCCGGCCAAUUAUCUCACAAGGUCGUAGCGAUUGCUGCUGGAGAAGCCCAUAAUCUUGCCCUUGCCGGAGAUGGGUCUGUAUACUCGUGGGGAAGGGGAACAUUCGGGCGGCUGGGGACGGGCAAGGAUAACGAUGAGCUUCUUCCGGUUCGAAUCGAGUUCGAUAUAUCGACUAAAAUGAAGCUCUGCGCAGAGAAAUCUGUUGUGCGGGAGAGGCCCAAGUUCGUUGAAAUCGCAGCUGGUGCUUAUCACAGUCUCGCUUUAGAAGAUGAUGGCUCAGUUUGGUGCUGGGGCUAUAAUGUCUAUGGCCAGCUUGGUUUAAAUGUGGAAAAUUCUAUGGUUCCCUGUUUCUUAGAGCAGUUCCUUGAGUUGGGUGUUCCAGAUGAAUCAAAUGCAAACAGUAAGACACUUUUGAAGGUUCGAUGUAUCAAAGCUGGAGGAAUGAUGUCUCUGGCAAUUGAUAUUCUGGGGGCCCUCUGGAUGUGGGGAAACUGUCCUCAGCUGAGCAAAAUAUCUGAUGGAGAGUUUAUUCUUUCUAGCCAUCCAACACCAUCACCUGUAUGGGAUUUCCAUGGCCACACUGUUGUUAAGGUGGCAUGUGGAAAUGAACAUAUUAUAGCCUUUGUUAGUGCAGGAGAAACAUUUACAGGAAACAAUCUCAUAUGCUACUCUUGGGGUAACAAUAACCAUGGCCAGUUGGGUUUGGGGGACAAGGAGAGCAGAUCUCGUCCUGCAAUCGUGGAGACUUUUAACCUGGAGUCCCCUUGGGAAGUGUAUGAGGUUGCAUGUGGGGCAUUUCAUACUGCUGUACUCGCACACAAAAGGAUACAAAGUGACAUGGUCGAUUCCUCUGACCUCAGUAUUGCUGGGCAAGAGAAAAAAAGUACAUGCUGGACAUUUGGCCUUGGGGAUAAUGGGCAGCUGGGGCAUGGAACCACCAAGAGUGUGUGCUUACCAGAACCUGUGAAAGAUUUGCCACAAAAUGUGUCGUUGACUUCUAUUAGUUGUGGCUUAUUUCACACUUGUGUUGUUUCUUCAGCUGGAGAUGUUUGGUCAUGGGGGAUGGAAAAGGGUCUUGGCCUUUGCCCAGAUGCCAGCUUUACUGGAACCGAUACAGGGGAUGCACUCUCUCCUCUGAGGUAUGGGUCUAAGUUUGCAAGGCCAGUACAAGUUGCAUGUGGAGCUGCCCAUAUUGUUCUUGUUUCCCAUGAUGGAUAUAAGCUCUGGUCAUGGGGUAGAGGAUGGAGCGGUGUUCUCGGAAGAGGUAGCAUGGUUGACAGCUAUGUUCCCACUGUUGUGAUGUGGCCACCACUGGAUGAGGAUUUCAAGGAAUGCUUGGACAAAGAAAGUGGGAAAGAAAAGGUUGGGGGCCAGGAAGCAGAAAUAGCAACAGAGUUGGAGAAAAAAUUGUCCUCUGCUAUGGAGGAGGUGCAGCUCCUCCGAUCAAAAUUGAAUCUCAUGGAAAAAUAUGCCAGCAUUCUACAUGGUUCUAUCUUUGGUAAACCUUUCGAGGAGCAAGAUCUUCCACAAUCACUGCAGAGUACAGGUAUUUUUGACAUUGCCAAGGAAUGGGAGAACAUGCUGGAGUCGGCUGAAGAUUGGAAGCUUACCAGGUUAGAAACGUUCUAUCAAAAAAUGUUGGCUGGUGUGAAGGAUAAGCUGAUGAAAAGAAAGAUCCAGGAAAUGAUCAGGGAGUGUCUCCAUUAUUCAAACUAUGGGAAACCAGGUACCCAUGUAGAAUAAUUAUCAGAUGUGUCUAUAUCUUCAUGAGACUGCAGCAUAUCUUGCAUUCCUCAUAGUUGCUUGCCACUGUACAUAUAUGAGAUUGCUGAGCAUUUUCUCCACAUAUGCUUGAGUUCUUGAGAUAAAUUUUACAGGGGUACAUAAUGUGCUAUGGUGGUCACAAUUUGAGCUUGUUGGUCUCUGCCUGUUAAGUAAGAGAUGCACUUAUUGUACUCAUAUUCAUCAGGUUUUGUUAAUCAUUUGAUUUGUGCAAAUUGAAGUGUUGUUUACUCAGUUGGAUCCACUUUGUUC
Telopea speciosissima is the source of this 2107-nucleotide messenger RNA. RefSeq names its product ultraviolet-B receptor UVR8. Lineage: Eukaryota; Viridiplantae; Streptophyta; Magnoliopsida; Proteales; Proteaceae. The transcript has 5 exons. Bases 44 to 1816 code for a protein of 590 amino acids. The record is from RefSeq and is a predicted model, not a curated record.